This is a messenger RNA of Neoarthrinium moseri, 1110 nucleotides long. RefSeq lists its product as uncharacterized. Bases 1 to 1110 code for a protein of 369 amino acids. The record is from RefSeq and is a predicted model, not a curated record. The transcript has a single exon. Lineage: Eukaryota; Fungi; Ascomycota; Sordariomycetes; Amphisphaeriales; Apiosporaceae.
AUGUCGUCGUCUUCAACCCACAACAUCGACUUCACUCAACUGCCCGACCUCCGAUCGAUCUACCCGACGGGCGGUCAGAAUGGUGCACUAUCAAGCCAGCACAUUGCCACGUACCAACCGAGAAGUGCUGCUGGUCUCCCCGUUGGCCUCCGUGAUAUGCAUGGAGUAGACGUGGUGGUCACUCUCCUUCGGCACCUCUCGAGCAUGCUCGCCCCCUGGACUCGUGCACCCUGGAGGCGCGAUGGUGAGGAAUUCACGAACGAGGACCGGUUCCCGAUUCUACGCCUUGCCUGGUCCGAUUUAUCUCGCACACUAGAGUCGAUGGCCGCCCAAGAUGAAGCUCGCCGAGCGAUCGUCACACAUCUCGGGAUCAUGGACCGUCCCGUGACGUUUCUCGACAUCAUGGAUUGCCCGCUCAUGUAUGAGGCCCUGAUGCAGACGAAGGCAUACCAGCUGUACAGCUCCUUGAUUGUGUCCCAGCCCCUCGAGGAGUCCCUCAACGGGAAGUGGGACAUCGAUGGGACCGGUGCAUCGAGGCUGGACCUUGCGAGGCGCUGCGUUGUCCACUGGGAUUGCCAGGAUGACUUGGACACGCACGUCAGCAAGAAGUUCGGAUUCUUCGAGCACCGUGGCAAUGGGCGGCGGUAUCUCUACCAGUUCAAUCAGCCCGGGAUCCUCCAGGUUCGAUUCCGUUCGCUUGUUGCAAGCCGAGCGGAGCGCCAGCAGUUGCACGGUUUCAGGAAGAUCUGGAAGAUUACCGUUGACGGCAGUACAAUAUGCCAGGUCGACGAAAAUGGACAUUAUUGCACCGAGGCGAAUCCUCGUUACGACUACGUCUUGGUUGCUGUUGUACGGCUUCGGGAUGGAGCAAUCCCGAACGACGUCAUCAGGAGAUACAGUGCCAAUGGUGAUCAUGUCCACGAGCCCUCCGACUUCCUGCACGCCGGCACCCAUCGAUGGUCGGUGGCAGAUGAGAACACCUCGUUUGUUCUCUUCUAUGCCAGGUGCAUCCAAUCGCCUCCGCCUUUGCACUAUCCAGCCGAGGUCACCAAUUCUCGACUUGAUGCCGAGAUGUCAUACGCCAAGCAGAGAAGAUUCGGCGCUCCGUGA